UUACUAAAAUAACCACUGCUUUGAUCUCCUUAUACAAUGAAAUUCUCUCGAGUUUCAAGCAAAAUAAUGCAUUUUGGCUUCUUCAGUCAAAAACUUUGAAAGUUUUCUCUGGCCUACACCAAGCCAUUUCACUGCAAGUCGUUGACCAAUGGGGGCUAGGACGGCGUGACAGAGAAUGACCCUUUAGUGCUUGGCGAUCAUUCCCAACUAGUUUCAUGAAAAAGUCUAGACUCGGGAACAAACAGAAAUCAACCGUUAACUUACAGUUAGGACACAGAAAGCGGGCCAUGCUGAACAACUUUGACCAAUCAGAUUCGGCUUGAACCGUUAACAUUUUGAAAAUAAGUUCCAGCCAAUCAGGUUAGGGUGUUCCCACGCUCAAUCGACAGACAAAAAUGGUCGACUACGCGUACGAGGUCAAAGAAACAACGUCAGGCGUUUCUCGUUGGCUGAACAUUUUUUUUUUAAUGUUUACGGUGUCACGCCCAUCCUGAUUGGUCAAAGUUGUUCGGCAUGGCCCGCUUUCUGUGUCAUCACUGUGAUUCAUAUAAUAGCAAACAGAGAAAGGUGAAUUUAUACUCCAACCGCCCCCAUACUCGCUAGGUGGACCAUAAACUCGAUAUUUCAAUGGUUUGGUUUGCAGAGAACGGUUUAAAAUCAGAUAUUAACACUUGUGGUCUAAAUUAAUUCCACUCUUAACGUUGCUGUACUCUCGUAUCUUAAAUUCCCUAAACAGAGGGCACAAAAUGUGGUUCCGUUAAUAUUCUUAACUUGAUUGAAGAAAGUCACAAGUGGAAUUAGCAUAUUUUGGAAAUCGCAUACAACUGAAAUAUAUUUUGCCAACAAUAAUAGCAUUAACAUUUCCUUUCCAUAACUUUAACUAUUUCUGAUGUGCCUAGAAUUAUUGGAAUUCUAAGAUAAUGGCCGCGCGUUUGACUGAUUUUAAAGGACUUGUCAAUUUUUAUUGGAAUAAGUGGGAAGUGGGUGCUUUCGGGCGCAGGUGCAUACUGACCACUUGCAAUCUCACCCACUUACUUAUUGGAAGCGACUAGAAAAUGUCUUCAAUCAUCAUUAAGAGACAAUAUCCAUAUUUUUAUGCCUUAUGAAUAUAUAUAUCAUGAUCACAGCUUGCCUUUGCUUUUGAAAGCAGCCGAUUCGUGAGGAGUUUAUACCACGUUUCACAACGAGAGAAGAAUGAGGCGAUGCAGCUUCAAUUCGUGAGCGAUCAGGAAAUCACUAUCUGUCAAUCAUGAGGCUAUGAGCCAGUCAAAAUACUUAACCACGCGAUAGGCCAACGUCACCACGCAAAAACCAAUGAAAACGAGUCAACGCACAAUGGGCCAAUCAGAACACAUCAUUACGGCUUCUGGGACGAAAGUCGGCAAUCAGAGUGCGGCCUACGGCACAAGUCACGGCUCACAGCAUAAUUUACACAGCCGAGCAUUAACAUAGCGGGAUCCGCGGGACUCGAAGCCACUCGUCAACCCUAACCUGUGUGGCGAAGGGGUUACUCGUAUCCAUGGUAACAGGAGCACACAUACUGGGAAAGAUCUCUCAGUGCAACAAGCAUGAGUAGCGACGGUAGCCAAGCCAUGGAUGUGGAGGUGACGGCGUUCUUAUUCUUGGGGGAGAACACCAUUCCAAGAAAAUGGCUCAUUCGACUCUACCGCUGGCCGUGGUUUGAGCGGAUUAGCAUGGUCAUUAUUCUGGUUAACUGCAUCACACUCGCUAUGUACGAUCCACUCGACAAACGGUGUGAGAAGGUUCGAUGCAACGUUCUCGAGAAAUUCGAGUUUUUCAUCUUUGGCUUCUUCUUGCUGGAAAUGGUCGUCAAGAUGGUUGCUAUGGGCGUUUUUGGUAGCCAUGGUUACCUACAAGACACGUGGAACAAACUGGACUUUGUCAUCAUUGUAAUGGGUGUUAUCGAGAAGUCCCUCCAAGGAAGUGAUUACCUGACCAUCAUCCGCGCUUUCCGAGUCCUUCGUCCAUUACGCGCCAUCAACAAAGUCCCAAGUAUCCGUAUCCUGGUGACGCUACUGCUGGACACUCUGCCCAUGCUUGGGAACGUGCUCCUCCUCUCCUUCCUCGUGUUUUUCGUGUUCGGGAUCAUCGGGGUUCAGCUAUGGCAGGGGAAACUCCGCAAUCGCUGCUUCGCGUCAACCAAUGACACGGCUUUACUGUUAAGCUUCAACCAGUCCGUAUUUUACAAGCCCUCGUUCAUCCAGCCUGACUUUGUGUGCAGUGGUCCUACUAAUACGGGCAUGACGAGCUGCCUAAGUGACAUCCCUCAUAGCUACCUACACGGCAGACAAUGCACGCUACCACCCGAGAACCUGACCUCGAACUCCUCCAACUGUGCGGAUUGGAAUAGUCUAUACAGGGACUGCAGGGAAGAUGGACCGAAUCCAUUCUGGGGGACUAUUUCCUUUGAUAACAUUGCUAUUGCCUGGAUGGUCAUAUUCCAGGUUAUCACUUUAGAAGGCUGGUCCGAUGUCAUGUAUCUCGUGCAGGACACGCACAGCUUCUGGAAUUGGAUUUACUUCAUCAUUCUAAUUGUGAUUGGUGCUUUCUUUCUGGUCAAUCUUUGCCUGGUCGUCAUAACCAUGCAAUUCCAGGAAACCAAAGCACGAGAGAUUGAACUCAUGGAAGAGAACCGCCGACGACAACGAUACCGGUCAAGCCGGUUUAGCUUGUCUUGUCUGGAAAAACUGCGCCGGACAUUUUGUCCUGGUCGCUGCCAGGGGGAGCCAAAAGAACACAUUCAUCACCACCAUCAUCACAUCUAUCAUCAUCAUCAUUUCCACCAUCAUCUCUACGAUUGCUACACUCCCUCCUCCCCAGGACUGGCACUCUCAUCGGACGAGGACAAGUUUUUCGGACAGGACAUUUGCCAACCGGACACCCUUCAGAUCCCCGAGAUAACAAUAGAUGAGGGUGAUAGGAAGGCUUUCUUGCGCCCGCCAGAACAGCUGACAUUAUCUAGAAGGGAAUCCGACACUUCGGUGUGUUCGCAUUCCUUCUCGCUUCACGCCGAGGCGAAGUCGAGUGUUUCUAUUGACGAGAUCCUCACCACGUCGAGCGUGACUCUGACCGUCCCAGGAUCCCCUUCGGGCUUUAUUGCCGCUGCGCACACAUCUGUUCGUGCCACUACGUCACUUCCGGAAGAUAGUAUCUUAAAAGAAAAUAGGGCUUCUUUUCAAACGCGUGCGCAAGCUUUAGCGACCGCUGAGGUAAAUGCCGAUCAGAGGUGUUUGCGUGCUCAGGGAGCGAGACAACGGUCGAGGAACGCUGAAAGCAAAGAACGCAUCCGCGAGAGCCCUACGCUCUCAGGCGCAAAAAUACAAGGGACGUCACGCAAUAUUGAAGCUGUAAGUGUAUGUAGCCCUGGUCUGUCACGGUCCUACACAGGAAGCCCAACAAUUUCUGCUCGUUCUUAUGAAAUGACUGAUAGCGAAGGGUUAAUGUGUGACGUAAGCCCUUCAUUACCUCGACUACGUGUAGUGUCUUGUCACGGCAGUCCUACCAUGUCACGCAAUGCAACUCCUACGGCGCAAAGUCCAAAUUUAUCACGAAGUAAUGAUCAAACUAAUGAGUCACACAACGAGUCACGCGGCGAGAGCCCAAAUCAGUCACGCCAUUCACGGCGUUACAGCCAGCCUUUUGGGCUGAAGGAAGUUAACUGGACACGGAAAACAUCUGAAAAACGACAAAAGAACCGACGGCUUGAUCUCAAAGAGCUCGCCAUCGAGGAGCUACAAGACGAGGAGCCAGAGAGCAAGUUCAGUCUUAGAAAAUUCAGCAUCAAAAAUAAACAAAAAGGGGCUAAAAAUAGCCUCAACGCAUGUACGUCACGUGACGAGAGUAAAGUCACGCGUGCGCGAUGGGGGUCUAGUGAGGACUUAACGCAGGAUCUUAAACGCGAUCUUCAGCUGAGUCUGUCGUCUGACAAGGGAUCCCUGGACUCGCUAUCAAAACAUGCUGAUAUCAAACACGAGGGGAGGAUCAAAAGCACUGAUAACGGCAUGCCCUCCAAGGUCCCGCGGGAUGCCUCGAGGGACAAGCAGAAGAGCAGUGAUAAGGUCACCUCUUCCAAGUGGGACAUGCUACGGGAUGCCUCGCGGGACGCGGGUGACUUCUUCUUGAAUAGAAAUGCUGUGAAAGGAGACAUGUUUCAAGAUGAACCCCUUGCCCUUGCCACAACCGAUGUCGCCGAGCCCCGCCCAAACCCCUUCCUCCUAGAUGAUGACGUAGAUGACAGUGUUUUCGAUUUCCAUCAAAGUGACUCCUAUGACGUGUCUCGGGAUAUGGGCGUGGUACACAGGUUCCGCGCGUUUUGCCGGAGAAUGGCGGAGAGCAGGCACUUCUCGAGACUGAUAAUGAUAGCGAUACUACUGAACAUGAUAUGCAUGGGGCUGGAACACCAUAACCAGCCCCAGGCGCUCACGGUCACGCUGGAAAAGACCAACAUCGUGUUCGUGACGAUCUUCGUGCUUGAGAUGAUCAUUAACGUCAUCAGCUUUGGCAUCAUGGGAUACCUUAGUCAGCUGCAGAACAUCUUUGAUGGAUUUGUUGUCGUCCUCAGCGUGACCGAGCUCCUACUGGAAAAUGGCUACGCGCGUCUCUCCGUGUUCCGUAGCAUCCGUCUGUUGCGCAUCUUUAAGCUGGUCCGUCCUGUCCGUUACCAGCUGCUGGUCGUGAUCCGGACGAUGACGAGUGUCGUGACGUUCUUUGGUCUUCUCUUUCUUUUCAUGUUCGCCUUCGCCAUACUCGGAAUGAAUCUGUUCGGCGGAGAAUUCUAUUUUCCAAACGCAGAGAACAUUUCUGUUCCUGCGAGAACCAGCUUCGACUCGUUCCUCUGGGCCAUGGUGACGGUAUUUCAGAUUUUGACUCAGGAGAACUGGAACCAAGUGAUGUUCAAGGGAAUGCGCGCUACGAGCUACUGGGCAGCUCUCUAUUUUAUCGCCCUGAUGACCGUGGGCUAUUAUGUGUUAUUCAACCUUCUAGUAGCGAUCUUAGUGGAGGGGUUCACAAGCUCUGGGUGCAAGACAUCUGCGAUAAGCCAGGACACAGCCGAAGCCUCUCGACAAAGACACCACAACCAGGCAGACCACCUAAAAGCUCCAUGUCAUCGCAAUCCGCUGACCCUAGUAAAUAAUGAAGCAGGCUCAUAUGACAGAGACCAACACGCUGAGCCCGCGAUGGAUUACUGCGGUCAUGCCUUGCGCAACGCAUUAUUAUCAGGCGCAUCCCCGCAGACCCGGGAUUCAUCUAAGAAAUCCGGGAAGACCUGUAACAGUCGGAAGACCUCACUGGAGAGGUGCCUGUCGAGUGGUCCGGUAGGCGAGCUGUCGUUUACGUUGCCAGAGUUAAAGCAAAUGCGACAGACGUCUAUUUCCCUGCUGAGAAAAACGCGUAGAAAUCCAGGGUCCUCGCGUAUUCCAGGCCAGCCCGUAUAUAACCCGGCAUUUGUCGACGAUGACGUCAUAAAAACUCAGGUACAGAUGAAGGGGUUUUCCCCGAGAAAAUCAAGUAACCUUGACGACGAAGAUAACGUAGAUGAUGAAAAAAUAACUGAGAAGCUGGAGCUAGAGACACCUGAAGGGAACAUACCGGAAGCCUGUAAAACAGUAUUCUUUAAACCGGAAGUAAAAGUAAAGGAAGUCAACAAGCCCGAUAUCAAAUCUUCGAAAAUCAUUCAACCGAAAGUAAUCGAACCGGAAGUAACGUAUGAAGAGAGUUGCGAAGAAAUACCUUAUAUGGCUUACUAUACUCAAGUGGGGGAUGGCAUGCCGAGCGUUAUGAAGGGGAGGCGGCAAAGCACAUUGGUUCAGCCGCGAAAGAAGGUCAGCGUGUUCGCCGUCAGACACGACUGGUCCUUCUUCAUGUUCGCCCCUGACAACCGGUUUCGUCAGCGCAUGCGCGCGGUGUGCAGCCACCGUGCGUUUGAUUACGUCAUCCUGGUCUUUAUCAUAUUCAGCUGCGCAGUGCUUGCGAUAGAGGCUCCCGAUAUCGCCGAGCAGGGACUGAAGCGCCAGAUAAUAGACAUCUCGAUGCUGGUCUUCACCAUCAUAUUCACAAUAGAGAUGUUGAUAAAGCUGGUUGCCAUGGGUCUGGUACUCGGUCCGGGGACUUACCUCAGGGACGGGUGGGACGUUCUGGACGGUUUCCUGGUAAUGGUGUCGUGGAUUGACAUCAUCGUCACCUACACGUCGCAUGUGUCGCCCGAGGUCCUCGGGACUCUGCGGGUCUUUCGAGCGCUGCGGACCCUCAGGCCGCUCAGGGUAAUUCGUCGUGCUCCUGGUCUCAAGCUCGUGGUGCAGACACUUCUCUACUCUCUCAAACCCAUCGGCAACACCGUCCUCAUUGCCGCGAUUUUCUUUGUCAUGUUUGGUAUUCUUGGAGUUCAGCUUUUCAAAGGCAAGUUUUAUUACUGUGAAGGAGAUAGUCACGUGAUCAGCAAGCAGGAGUGCGCCAACAGUACGCGUGGUCAGUGGGUUAACCGCCGCUACAACUUUGACGAUCUACUGCAGGCGCUCAUUUCUCUUUUCGUGGUCUCCACAAAGGACGGAUGGGUUGAAAUAAUGCAUCAUGGGAUAGAUGCAGUGGAUGUCGAUGUUCAGCCAAUAGUGAACUACGCCGAAUGGCGACUAGUCUAUUUCAUACCCUUCCUUCUCCUUGGUGGCUUCCUCGUGCUUAACAUGAUAGUGGGCGUGGUCGUGGAAAACUUCCAGCGCUGCCGUGAAAGAAUGGACGAAGAGGAGCAGGCCAGGCCGCAUAGGAAGGGCAAAAAGGCGCGAAAUCAGAUGCAAGCCGAAGAUUCGCUUUACUACGAGUCGUAUGGCCCGCUUCGCCUCAAGAUCCACUUUAUCUGUACACACAGGAACUGGGAUAUUACUAUCGCGGCCAUUAUAUGCAUCAACGUCAUCUGUAUGUCACUGGAGCAUUACAAGAUGCCACAGUCAUACGAGGUUUUCGUGGAGACGACAAACUACUUCUUCACUUCUGUGUUCGUGAUUGAAGUCGUUGUUAAAGUCAUCGCUCUCGGCUUUGUUAGAUAUCCCAAGGACAGAUGGAACCUCAUCGAUCUGGCUAUCGUGUUGCUGUCUGUGACAGGAAUCGUCCUCGAACUCUUAGUGAAAGUGGAUCAUCUUUUUAACCCGACAGUUAUACGUACUCUGCGCGUGCUCAGAAUCACUCGAGUUCUAAAGCUAGUAAAGCUGGCCAAAGGUGUUCGCUCCCUUCUUGACACUCUCUUCGAAGCUCUGCCUCAGGUAGCCAAUCUUGGAUUGUUAUUCUUUCUGCUCUUUUUUAUCUACUCCUGUCUUGGUAUACAGCUUUUUGGAUCUCUUGAAUGCUCCCAUGACUACCCCUGCCAAGGUUUCAACAGACACGCCCACUUCAGGGAUUUCGGUACCGCUAUGCUGACACUGUUCAGGAUCGCCACGGGAGAUAACUGGAAUGGGAUUCUCAAGGAUACUUUGCGAUCCAAGUGCGAGGACUCCGCUGACUGCAGUAAGAACUGCUGUCUCAGCAGAUACACAUCACCGCUGUACUUCGUCACCUUCGUACUGGCGGCUCAAUUCGUUCUUGUCAACGUAGUUAUUGCUGUUCUGAUGAAGCAUUUAAAGGAAUCCAAAGAGAAGAUAGCCGCCACAAUGGCCGCCAAGGACAUCGAAAAGAAACUUAAGUUACUGACUCUUGUCGCGAGGAAUUUUAUACGCGCGAAAGCGGCGCGAAAAUCGUCUCAGCCAUCACAGGACCUGAACAGACGAAGAUCUGUAGUUGAGCUAGGCUUAGGAGGGAUAGAACUCGCUCAGCUAAAAAGCCAUACGCAGAAAUGGAAAUCAGCAACGCUUUAUCGCGAUGUAGCAAAGGCCGACGCCAUCUUCCAGGAAUACAUGCAUUUGAACGCGAGUUUACGUAAAGCCAAAAUGAAAGCUAUGAGGACGACAUCGAAUAAAAUCGAAAGGACGUCGAGUCUUGUCGAGAGAUCGACAAAGCGUCCUUUGCAGCGAAGGCAUACCAUAUCGGACCUUAAUAGCUUUUCGCCCCAGGCCUCCCCCUCAAUUGCAAAACGGACGGUUUGGAAGUCUGGUAUCGAACUAUAGGUACCCUUCAGAUAUUAGGAAGAACUUUACUCGGUAUCUUUAAAAUUGCGAGCUUUAGAGUUGCUGCGAUAAACCUAGACCAGUCCCGACAAGGGGGUAUCCCCUCCCCCCUCCCCUAGAGCAAUGUCUGUCUGCUACUAGGUGUACUACAACACGUGUCACGUGAUAACCAAGAAUAAUACCGGAAAUGACGAGAGCUCUAUAAGAGAAGAGAAGACUUGAGAUAACAUGUAAAUGAUAAACAGUGAGAUGGAGAAAAUUUUUAAAUAUAAAUAAAUACGUUUUAAAAAAAAAUGGACAUUGAUCUAGGAUCGAACUUGUAAAGCAUGUGCUGAAAAGAAAAAUAGACCAUACAUCCAGACAUCCGCUGAAUCACCGUAUGGCAGCUAAAGCUUUACGGCUAAGCUGGAGAUUUCGGCCCCAGCACCGCUAUCUAGCGAACUGUGUAACACACAGGUACCGAGGCACCCGCGCAUUAAUAGGGAGGCAAUAACCAGGUUCCUAGCCCUUAAGACCUAAGUCUUAUACGGUUACGCCACACACAGCUCGCUGUGACGUAUUGUGAAAAAUAUUGAGGUCUAUCUGGGUGCCUGGGGUCCCUUGGGAAGGACAAUAGCAUGUGCGUAAUUAUCGCAUGCACGUGAAUACUAAUUAUAUUGUGCCGUGCGCAUUGUUUGUCGAGCAAACACAGAAAAAUACUUCGCUUCUCCGAGGACCUUUCUUUAUUUACUACGAUGACAACUCUUUCGACGAUUACUUCGUGGAGAAAUGGAUUGCUAUAACUUUCCGAUUCUUCUUCAAAGUAGUUAAUGUCCAAACAAGUCAUCUAACGUUAAAUAAGGCAAAAAAAAUUGUUCUUAGCGAGUUAUAGCUAACAAAAUAUAGAAUGCGACUUUUUACAAUUUGACGCGACUUUUUUGUGUCAUUCAAUCUAACAGACCACGCGAGUGCGUCUCUUUGAGUCGCCGUUGCCAUGGAGCUUCAGACGGCUGACUCAGUUCUGGCUGAUCACAUGUCUUGACAGGUGUUAUAGAAAGUUAAAAAUCCAUCACAUCGAGACAAUUACCAUAUUUGAACUCCUCGACGGGAUAGCAUUAUUUGACGAGAUUAUUUAUUCACUAGAGGCAAGUAAUUUCCCUUUUUCUGAAAAUAGCAGUGAAAAAAGCAAAGUCUAAUUAACUUUAAGAGGAUUGGAUGUUUACGUCGCUUUUGUUAAAAUGAGUUCGAUGGCGGUUUGUGUUAAUGACGCAUCUCCGCAAACCGUGGAUCACCCACAUAAGGACUCUAUUGAAAGUUUAAGCUUGAAAGGAGUUGGUUUAAGUUCAGUUAAGGAGAGCUCUUCUUUAGCUAACCACAAGAAUACCAAGGAGUUUUUGCAGCCUGAAAAUCGACAGGUUUUGAAAAAUGGGGGCGAUGAUUCAGCCCGUCCUAAUUCCAAUAGAAAUGUCAACAGUACAUUUAUGAGUUCGAGACUUCACAGUGGGAUGUGGGCAGAUAGUUAUGGCUCCUUGACAACGCUACAACACGGUUCACUUUUCAUGCACGGAACGAAAUGCAGUAAUUUAAAGAAAGAGGAUAAAACUUGCGAGGUUAUGAAAGCAGAAGAUAUUGAGAGAAGGCAGAAAUUGAUGUUAUUAAGACAAUCCUCGAGACAUGCUUCAGCAGAUAGGGGAUUUCCGAAGGAGUUGAGAAAUUCUAAUAAGGACGAAAGUGUGAAAGAAUCACAGAGCGUGCCAAAGAGCGUCAGGAAAUAUUCUCUAACGGCUGAUUUACAAAAUCUUCCAAAGAGCCAAAAAAAGAAUUAUUCCCCAGCUUCAUUUCCAACCAAAGGGAAAGAAGUUAGUAUGGUUAGACGAAACCAAGCUCCUAAGAACUUUAUUCUUAGCGCGAAAGGAAGGCGUGCUUUGCGAUGCGUCAUGAGUAGACGGGAUACAAAGGACGAGGUCGAUGAAGAUUACCAGGAAUACGACAUGAAGAACUUGGACAUUUACAGCAAGACUUGCUCGUAUCGCGCCGCUGAUGUGAUAGACGCCGUGGCGAAGGAAAACAUGAGCAACGAAGCGGGUAAUCUGCCGCCCAUAGAGGCCAACAGGUGCACGCUUAGAGCGAAAUAUUCCGCCGGAGAUAUGACAUAUUUACCGCCAAAACCUGUACUGAUGCAGUAUUCGCGGGCGGCCCAAGCGAGUUUGUUUGACUUUGCCUCCAAGCCUAGAAUAUAGCUGAUGAUAUAACGGUAUACUCACGAACUAAACAGUGAAUUAUGUAUAUUAAUAGAUUAUAUCCCUAAGAUAACAGUACUCAUUUAGCAUUAUAGCCCAGGUGAGUUUGUUUGACUUUGCCUCCAAGCCUAAGAGCUUAGCUGAUAUAACAGCAAAGUACGAGUUGUAUAAUAUGCCUUUGGCUUUUGCCUCCAAGCCUAGAAAAGGGCUUAUAUACCUCGCAAAGUAGAGUAAGUCUAUAAUAUUCCCUUUCCUCCAGGCAAAAGGAACACAGUUUUAUGAAAAACUACCUCCCGCCGUUGUUAGACUGAAGGCGACUAACACGUCGAAACCUAAAAUCCAAGAAGAUGCAUAGACAGCUUAGACGGACGGCCCUCCUCUGCUACUGCCCUGGCUAAAUAACCCACUUUUUCACCUAAUUUGGAAUUGUGUAAAAACUAAUCAAAAGACGGCUUGUACACAGUCGCGAAUCUGGGGAAUCUACUUGGGAAAGUGCGAUGCGGCAUACACAAACUUGUCCUGAAGACAUUGAGAUGUUUUCUAUCCAAACAUCUCGAUGUGAACUUUUUGUUCAUGACACGGUGUGACGUUAGUUAUCAGCGGCGUAGCCAAGAGUUUCAACAGGAGGGGGGCCAAAAGGGUUUUAUAUAAUUUCUCAUACAUUUACUAUAUUUUUGGCUGCUAAAAGGGGGGGCCGGACCCCCUACGCCACCCCCCUGGUUAUGAACCUAUUAGGGUGCGGUCAUUAAUUACUGGGGGGAGGGGGGGCAAGCAUUUUGCAAAACCCUGGGCUAAAAAAAUUUGCCCCCCCCCCCUCAAAUCCAAGCCCAAAAAUCGUGACCCCCCCCCCCCCCCCUCCCACACACACACACAUAGAUCGGGCGCCCAGAAAUUUGCACCACCACCUCCACAUUUUUAUAUUCAAUAAUUAUAUCUCUUUAAAACCACAGAGACUUGAUAUGCAUACUGAGUAUAAACUGAAUAUAAACUUUACUAAAAUAGAGAUCAGCUAGCAUGGCAAUUUUGUCCUAUUUAAUUUAUGUAUGAAUCUUCACUUCCCUAGUUUAAAAGUGGCACAGAGAUAAACAACAAAUACCGGUGUCGCUAGAUACGACUACGACGACGACGACAUUAACAAAGACAUUCUAGGUUUCGAUACAUUUUAAAGUAUUCGUUUUGUUUAACUGAUUUUAGAACGGGCAGCUUUGUCUGUCAACCAUGAGAGGGAUUCUCAAAAUUUAUUUAUAUAAAGACAAGAUUUGUACCUGAAAAAUAUGGAACUAGAUAUACAAUAGUAGGAAACAUUGUGAACUGAAUAAAAUUUACAUUUGAACAAUGA
This is a messenger RNA of Nematostella vectensis (starlet sea anemone), 11666 nucleotides long. RefSeq names its product voltage-dependent T-type calcium channel subunit alpha-1G. The record is from RefSeq and is a predicted model, not a curated record. Lineage: Eukaryota; Metazoa; Cnidaria; Anthozoa; Actiniaria; Edwardsiidae. The coding region runs from base 1569 to 8108 and encodes 2179 amino acids. Gene Ontology annotation, biological process: membrane depolarization during action potential; calcium ion transmembrane transport; calcium ion import. Gene Ontology annotation, molecular function: low voltage-gated calcium channel activity; voltage-gated sodium channel activity. The transcript has 29 exons. Gene Ontology annotation, cellular component: voltage-gated calcium channel complex; voltage-gated sodium channel complex; plasma membrane.